Geodia barretti is the source of this 471-nucleotide messenger RNA. The record is from the annotation of a GenBank genome assembly. NCBI's taxonomy places the organism in Eukaryota, Metazoa, Porifera, Demospongiae, Tetractinellida, Geodiidae.
AUGGCACGAAGACGAAGGGCCGAAAGGCGCAUAACCCAACCAGAUCCUCGUUACGGCGACGAGGAGCUUGCGCGAUUCAUUAAUCGCGUGAUGCUCGGCGGAAAAAAGAGCACCGCGCGCCGGGCGGUAUACGACGCUCUUGGCCUUCUGGGCCAACGUAUGAACAUGAACCCGUUGGAUGCGUUCCAUCAGGCGAUGUCGAACUCGACCCCGCUUUUGGAGGUCCGGCCUCGUCGAGUUGGUGGCGCCACCUAUCAGGUGCCGAACGAAGUCCGACCGGAGCGUCGAGAGGCACUUGCGCAACGUUGGCUGGUCAGCGCGGCACGGGCGCGCAAGGGACAACCAAUCGCCCGAAAACUUUUCACGGAAUUGUUGGAUGCUGCCAACAACACUGGUGCGGCGGUGCGGCGGAAAGACGAGUUGCAGCGAAUGGCUGAAGCGAACCGGGCAUACGCCCACUUCAGGUGGUAA